Messenger RNA from Acanthopagrus latus (yellowfin seabream), 4605 nucleotides. It is a transcript of the gene acad8, whose product is annotated as acyl-CoA dehydrogenase family, member 8. Gene Ontology annotation, biological process: lipid metabolic process. NCBI's taxonomy places the organism in Eukaryota, Metazoa, Chordata, Actinopteri, Spariformes, Sparidae. Gene Ontology annotation, molecular function: flavin adenine dinucleotide binding; acyl-CoA dehydrogenase activity. The transcript has 12 exons. The record is from RefSeq and is a predicted model, not a curated record. The coding region runs from base 2067 to 3326 and encodes 419 amino acids.
CUUUUGGUUUACCUUUAAAUGCACAUGGUUACAGACUGCUAUAUCAUUCUUUAUUAUCAAAUUAUAGUCAUGUAUGAAAUCCUCUUUUUGCCGAAUGUGUAUGUACUGUGAUUACAUCUCCUUUUUUCCUGUUACAAUCAGAACACGCACGCAUGUACACAUGUAGUCAUCAUGUUAUACCAAAGUACUUCCUCCUCUAUCCAGGUGAACAGUGGGACUUGUCUUCAGCUUCAAGUGGAACAGCUUUGACCUGUAUGGUGAUCAGACCUGGAGAGGGGAGACACCUGGUCCAACAAGGUGAUGGACGAUUGAAAGGAAAAAUCAUCAAGACGAACAAGAUGAGCAAAACAUUGGAGACGAGCCACCAGGGGGAUCAAACAUGGCUGAUUUAUCUGCAGAGUACCGAUGGUCACUGUUCAUUUCUCCAGAACAAGAGCAGCCAGGAGCUGAAAGUGUGGGCAGAGGAACAGGAUGCUGAGGACGAGUUGGAAGACGGUUCCCUGAAAUAAAUCCUCAUUUCCUGUAAUGGAGUUUUGUGGACUGACAGUUUUUAUGUUUGGUGCUCAGCCCAGAACAAGAAGGCUCUGCAGUGGGUGACCCAUCCAUCUCCAGAGUAUUAGUGACAGCGGAGAGGUGAGGUGUCUGCUCUGAGCGCCACCGACCCUUAGAGGCUCCCGUGUUAAAUUCCAAACUUAAAGUGAAACUCUCACCAAAAAGCAGCCUAGGCUUUAUUCGUGAUUAAAUAUGAGGCAAACAUUUAUGUAAAUGCAUAAUUAUGACGAAAGCCCCCGUCAUGGGAGACAAAAGUGUCGAUCCCCGAGUGCUACCUAACAGGCAGAAGAGUAAUGGUGGACCGCUCCUCAAGCGUGCCUUUUAGGUCGCACUCGGUCGCACCAUCUUUUUAAUAAACUGUGUACACAAACAGUGUUCUCAAUGCUUGUCUUCAUGUGUAGAGACCCUGGCGAUUUUGAUGCUAGCGUAAAAGUAAUAAAUCUCGGCAUUAAUAAAUGAUUUAUUUGUCUAAAAUAAACUAAAUUACAAAGUUUUCAAUAUCGUUAUUUAAGGAUUUUGACAAAGUAUUUCUCGAAAAGUACACAGUAAAAGUACUUUAUGUUACGCAUGCAAGUAUAGGAACUACUAUGUUCAGUAGUGUAGGAAUCUUGGACUACUUAUGAAAAGUUUUUUUAUUCAGUUUUUUCAGAGAUUAAUUUUUUCUGACAGUUCAACAUUCAUAGUAAGUUUUCCAUUUAUGUUCUAAAAGUAAAUGUUACUUUUUGUAAGUGUUUUUAGUGUGUCCAGAACAUGGUGGCUUAUGUUAUGUUGGUAAUUGUCAUUUUUGUGAUGGUUUAUAGUUUAACUAUUAGUGAGGUAGCUGUUACAUUUCUUGACACCAGCUGUUUUAUUCCCCAUUGAAAUACACUUUGCUGGAGAGAAUUUCUUCAUUCUGUAUUUUUAGUUUUUAAAUAUAAGGUUUAAAUAUCGGACAGUAUAUACACUGAUACGGAUAUUAUCUGUGCUAAUAAUAAGUUGGUCAGGCUCUAUUAUUUUGUACAAUGUUCAUUCAAGGACUUUAGAUGGUAAAAAAUUCCAGGGGGUCAUGUAACUUAAAAUGACCCUGCUUGUAGUGUAUUGUGAGUAACAUGAGCAAACCCUGCCUGGAUAAACUCAAUCCACUGCAUACAAUUUGAGGGUUUAUUUACUCAUUCCUUUAAUACAGUAAUAAAAAGACAGUUGUAGUAGGUAGAGAAGGAAGAUAACUGGUUAAAAUCAAAUAGUAGGAUUAGAAAUGUCAUAGUUAUGGUUACGGUGUCCUGUAACAAUGUCCUUUGGGAGGUGUACAGGUGUGGGAGGUGCUCCCAUUGGGCCAUCCCCCCUGUUAAACAUGAACCUUACAUUAAGACCCACUGCUUAUGGCAGAUGGUUCAUGAGAACGUGGUGUUGCCUCCUUCAAUGACCACAAGGGGCAGCAAUGAGACCCUUAUGCGUUCAACGUCGAGUCAGCUUCAACUACAUUUCCCAGCAGCACCAGCGGCUCGGUGACAUAACUCAACACUGUGGAGGUAAACAUGGCGGCGGUCGGAGCUUUAGGAAGAAUAGCCAGAUUCGGCUCCAGCAUCUGCAGGAACCAUCGUUUAAUUUGCAACCGGAGCCCACAGAGACGAGGAAUAGCUUCAUGUAUCGAUCCUUCUCACGGACUCACAGAUGAACAGAAGGAGUUUCAAAAAGUGGCCUUUGACUUUGCCGCCAAUGAAAUGGCUCCACACAUGGCAGAGUGGGACCAAAAGGAAAUGUUUCCCGUAGAGACGAUGCGAAAGGCAGCUGAGUUGGGGUUUGGUGGGAUCUAUGUUCAGCCGGAUGUGGGAGGGUCAGGUCUCUCUCGGCUGGACACAUCGGUCAUUUUUGAGGCCUUGUCCACGGGAUGUGUCAGCACCACAGCUUACAUCAGCAUCCACAACAUGUGUGCCUGGAUGAUCGACACCUUUGGUAAUGCUGAGCAGAGAGAGAAGUUCUGUCCCAUCCUCUGUUCGAUGGAAAAGUUUGCUUCCUAUUGUCUCACUGAACCAGGCAGCGGCAGUGAUGCUGCUUCCCUUCUGACCACUGCACAGCUGAAGGGCGACCAUUACAUUUUGAAUGGUUCAAAGGCCUUUAUCAGUGGAGGAGGAGACACCGACAUCUAUGUUGUCAUGUGCAGAACUGGGGGAAAAGGCCCAAAAGGCAUCUCCUGUUUGGUGGUGGAGAAGGACACCCCAGGCCUCAGUUUUGGCAAGAAAGAAAAGAAGGUGGGAUGGAACUCCCAGCCGACCAGGGCGGUGAUAUUUGAGGAUUGUGCCGUUCCAGUGACCAAUCGGCUCGGUGCAGAAGGGCAAGGCUUCGGUAUCGCCAUGAAGGGCCUGAAUGGAGGCAGGAUUAAUAUUGCAUCCUGUUCUCUCGGGGCGGCUCAUGCCUGCGUACAGCUAGCGAGGGAUCAUCUGUUGGUGCGAAAGCAGUUUGGAGAGACGCUCUCCAACAACCAGUUUCUUCAGUUCAGACUGGCAGAAAUGGCCACCAGAUUGGUUGCAUCUCGUCUUCUGGUGCGUGAGGCGGCGACAGCGCUGCAGGAGAACCGGUCUGAUGCAGUUUCUCUCUGCUCCAUGGCCAAGCUCUUUGUCACAGACGAGUGCUUUGAUAUCUGCAACCAGGCUCUUCAGAUGCAUGGUGGCUAUGGUUACCUCAAAGACUACGCAGUGCAGCAGUUUGUCCGGGACAUCAGAGUACAUCAGAUCCUAGAGGGCACAAACGAGGUGAUGAGGAUGAUCAUUUCCAGAAAUCUACUGACAGAGUCGUGAUAAAUCAUUUCCGCUGGAUCAUCAAUGACGUCAGCAGUGACCAUUUUUUUAUGGUCUUCAUCUCUGGUUUGUUACUGUGUGACUGGGUUCCUUAAAUGCCCUCUGCAUCAUAGGUCUUCUAAAGGUCAUCAUAGGAUCUGGGGUAUCCACGAAGAAAAAAAAACAUUUUUUCUAGGAUAAUAUUGGGUCACUGGUUCACUGGUGGCAAGGCUUUAGGAAAGGCGAUGUGAUUCAUCAGCCUGUUGUCAAACUCUUGUCAGAGUGAAAUGUCUCAGUGACAAGUGCACACAUUCACAAGAAAAUGUGUUGUUAAAAAAGGAUUAACUUGACAAAUAUUGACUGAAUUUCAGGCUAGUCUUUGAGAUAAAUGCUAAUAAAGAAUGUCAUAAUGUUGAUAAUGCUGGCAUUCAGCUCAAAUCACAGCUGAAUGUAAGUAUAAGAAAAGUAGACAAAGCACAUUUUAUUUAAGUACAAAAUGCAGAGUGCUGACAAUGUCUGUCAAAAUCUAACAAUGUUCACAUGAGUCAUAUGUCAGCCUCAAGUCAUAUUGUAGCCUUUAAGAGAUGCUAACACGGCUGUAGGCUCUUGAUCCUGUGUACAGUAGCUAUGUGUAGGCACAAGGGUGCAUUGAGUGAGAUGGUAACAUGCUCAUGUUUAGCAGAUGUGUUUAGCAUCUCAGAUCAGCUUGUUAGCAUGUUAACAUUUGCCCAAUUGCACAAGCGCUAAAUGACGAGUCAAAGGAUCAUCCAAUUAUUACAUGGCGACCCAGCCAAUAGUUGUUGAGAUAUUUCAAUCUGGACAAAAGUGGUGAACCGGCUGAUCUACCAACAAUUGAAUCCCUAAAAUCAUGCGGCUAGCAUAGUUCAAAACAUCUUUUGAUUUUGCCAACUAAAAAUCACAACAUCUCUCUUGAUUAUGCCUCUAAAACUUUUGUUUCCAGUGAAGCUGCUUGUGUGGAUGUAGAUACAGUUUUGUUUUUCUAUGAAAAGCUGCUCUGUAAAACAGUUUCAAUUUGUGAAAAGAGGUCUGGAUUAUUUCUUCCAUAUUAUUUUUAAAUCAUUUAACACCAGUGUUAUUGAAAAGGUAUGGUCAUUCUACUGUAUAUCACAUCUGUAUCAACAUCUGUCCUUGAAGUGGCCUUUUAGAUCAUAUUUAUCCUCAUGGUUACUGUAUUGUACUGUAUUGUUAACCUUUUGUGUGCAAGUACAUAGUUGGUGUAGUUUGGGUUGAAAUGUCACUUUACUGAUCACACUCCAAAUAAAAGCAUUUUUUUGCAUUC